UCAUCCCACCACAUUAAGUUAUAUUCCACAUAUUCUUCAUCUAUUUCUUCAAAACUUUGGUUCAUCACAAAAAAAAAAAAAACACACUGAGCAAAAUGGCUCAAGCUAUGGCUUCAAUGACUGGUUUGCGCGGCUCCUCUCAGGCUGUCUUGGAAGGCAGCCUCCAGCUCAGCGGCUCAACCCGCCUGAGCGGAGCCGGCAGCACCCGCUUCGCCGUGUCCCGGCCAGGUUUUACCGUCAGAGCUCAGCAGACCGGAUCAACCGAGACCGAAACCAGUCGCCGAGCAGUACUGGGUCUCGUCGCCACCGGGCUGGCCACCGGGUCUUUUGUUCAAGCCGUGCUCGCCGAAGCCAAAUCCAUCAAGGUGGGACCGCCUCCUCCGCCCUCCGGUGGACUGCCUGGAACACUGAACUCUGAUGAGCCAAGGGACUAUGACCUGCCACUCAAGGAGAGGUUUUACCUGCAAGCACUGCCUCCAGCAAAGGCAGCGCAGAGGGCAAAGGAGUCUGCGAUGGAGAUUGUUGGUGUCAAAUCGCUUAUAGAUAAGAAAGCUUGGCCCUAUGUCCAGAAUGACCUUCGUCUUAGGGCUUCAUACCUCCGCUUUGAUCUCAACACCAUCAUCUCCGCCAAGCCUAAAGAGGAAAAGAAACCCCUCAAAGACCUCACUGGAAAGCUCUUCAAGGACAUCAGCGACCUGGACCAUGCAGCAAAGAUUAAGAGCCCAGCAGAAGCACAGAAGUAUUAUGCAGCGACUGUAUCUAGCCUGAAUGAUGUUCUUGCUAAGCUUGGUUGAAAGGAAUUUAUUUAUGUUCGCUUGUCUAAACUCUUUAUUUUCAGUUUCAUGAUUAUAUUUCGUAUGGUCGCAAUGAGUAAUUUUAAUAAUAAAUUUUUUUUUUCUUUUCCCAGAA
Cornus florida is the source of this 909-nucleotide messenger RNA. RefSeq names its product oxygen-evolving enhancer protein 3, chloroplastic-like. The coding region runs from base 96 to 794 and encodes 232 amino acids. The record is from RefSeq and is a predicted model, not a curated record. Gene Ontology annotation, biological process: photosynthesis; photosynthetic electron transport chain. The transcript is spliced from 3 exons. NCBI's taxonomy places the organism in Eukaryota, Viridiplantae, Streptophyta, Magnoliopsida, Cornales, Cornaceae. Gene Ontology annotation, cellular component: photosystem II; extrinsic component of membrane; photosystem II oxygen evolving complex. Gene Ontology annotation, molecular function: calcium ion binding.